Triplophysa rosa is the source of this 3572-nucleotide messenger RNA. RefSeq names its product nuclear receptor subfamily 4, group A, member 3 (gene nr4a3). Lineage: Eukaryota; Metazoa; Chordata; Actinopteri; Cypriniformes; Nemacheilidae. Gene Ontology annotation, molecular function: nuclear glucocorticoid receptor binding; zinc ion binding; nuclear receptor activity. Gene Ontology annotation, biological process: regulation of transcription by RNA polymerase II; cellular response to corticotropin-releasing hormone stimulus. The transcript has 9 exons. Gene Ontology annotation, cellular component: transcription regulator complex; nucleus. The coding region runs from base 200 to 2029 and encodes 609 amino acids. The record is from RefSeq and is a predicted model, not a curated record.
GGAUAGUCCGACUUCGGCGAGUGCCCAGACUCCGGUUCGGAAGAGCGUCUGCAGCCCAGGUCUGAGUCCCGGCUACCGGAUACCUCAUGCGCCGCGUGUGCUGAAGCAGCCCCGAACCCCAGACGCGUGCAGCCUCCACCCGAGAAACCAACCACAAUUCAGCGAGCAAAAGGCCAAACAGAUCUAUGGCACUCUGACAAUGAACAAGCGAUCACAGUUAUUGGAACAGCUGCAUUUUGUCCAUCUAAAAUGCACAUCUCGAGACAUGCCCUGUGUUCAGGCCCAGUACGGCCCUGGACCUCACGGGUCCAGCUACUCCACACAGUCCUUUGGUUACCAUGGUGACUACAGCGCUGACCUCAUGGCGACAGACUACGCGAAGUGUGAGCUCGGUGGGGGGGAGAUCUCUGCGGCGGCUGCCACCACUUCUCUCCCCAGUUUUAAUGUGUUUGUUGAGGGGGGCUUUGAGCCCAAACCGUCCUGCCUCUAUCAACUCCCUCCUCAACGCCCUAUCAUCAAGAAGGAGGAGGAGUCUUACCCACCCAUGGCACCAUCUGAUGAGGCAAUAGCUGGAAGCUCCAUGUACUUUAAGCAGUCGCCCCCUUCAACCCCCCCCACGCCACUUCACCCCGGCCCGUCCAGCAGCUCUUUCUUGUGGGACGAACACAGUCUUCCCCCUGUAUCCCAGCCAUGCCUGAUUGAAGGCCCGCUGAAGACCCCUCGUUUCCCUCAUUUCUACGAGCAGACGGCCCCACCCUCCACCAGUGGCUACGACGCUGCCAUCUGCCUCCCGCUGCGCCCCGAACGCUCUCCUUCGUCUUCAUCGUCACACGUGCCACCCAGCAUGGACACACACGCACUCUCCCAUACACACUCACACAUGUACCCACUGAACAUGGGUAAGCCAGGUGGCCUGGCGUUUCGCUCCCUGGGCAUGGGCCCAUGCCCGCCACUCCUGGGGGAGAGUUUGCCAUCACCCCCAAGUCGCACCAGCUCUGGAGAGGGUACCUGUGCGGUGUGCGGAGACAACGCAGCCUGCCAGCAUUACGGUGUGCGCACCUGUGAGGGAUGCAAAGGCUUCUUCAAGAGGACGGUGCAAAAGAAUGCAAAGUAUGUGUGUUUGGCCAGUAAAAACUGCCCCGUGGACAAAAGGAGAAGAAAUCGGUGCCAAUACUGCCGUUUCCAAAAGUGUCUCAGUGUAGGCAUGGUGAAAGAAGUGGUACGCACAGAUAACCUGAAGGGGAGGAGAGGUCGCCUGCCAUCCAAACCAAAAAGUCCACUUCAGUCCGAGUCCUCACCCCCAUCACCUCCUCUUAGCCUGCUCAAUGCGCUAGUUCGGGCCUACUCUCAGUCUACACCACGAGAUCUAGACUACAGUCAGUUCAGCGCGGUGGAGCCGGUGGGACUGUCUGAGUCUCAGCAGAUCCAGAUGAUCUACAGAGUGCUAACCGGCUCCAUGGAGGUGACACGCUGCUGGGCCGAACGUCUGCCUGGAUUCUCUGAGCUUCACCAUGAUGACCAGAACCUGCUCAUUGACUCGGCUUUUCUUGAGCUUUUCGUGCUUCGCCUCGCCAACAGGUCAUUGCUGGCAGAAGAGAAGUUUGUGUUUUGUACGGGCCUGGUCCUGCAUCGGCUGCAGUGUCUGCGGGGCUUCGGCGAGUGGUUGGACUCCAUACGAGACUUCAGCGCUCACCUGCAGAGUCUCAACCUUGACCUGCCUGCUUUCUCCUGUUUGUGCGCCCUGGUGCUGCUCACAGAACAAUGUCCUGGCCUGAAGGAGCCCAAGAAAGUGGAGGAACUGCAAUCCAAACUAAUCUGCUGCCUGCGAGAUCACCUGAGCUCGGUCGGGGCAGGAGGUGUGGCUUCCGCCGGCAAGGCCCCACCCUCCGUUGGAGCUGUGCUUGGCUUGAGAGCGGAGCUUCGAUCUCAGCGCACGCAAGGCUUUCAGAGGAUCUUCUACCUGAAGCUUGAGGACCUGGUCCCGCCCCCACCACUCAUCGAUAGGUUUCUGGACACUUUGCCCUAUUGAUGACCAUGCCCACUUUGAAUGCCACUGACACGCCCACAGUCUCACUCAGACACGCCCAAGCGGCUGUAAACUCAUUUUAUGGGGACAGAGCCAGUAGCCAAAAGUGACACUGAACUCAAUUUCCCACAAGUCCCCAGAUCCUCGGAGGAAAGGACUCCACGGUGUCUGAGGAGAAGAAAACAAACCGAUCAUAUAAGCGCUUUUAUUCUCUGCUCUGCGCCUGAUAGUGUAGAAAUGGGACAGGGAUGUAGCGUAUUUGUAUGACUGACAUAACCCUCAUUGGGAAGAGCGCAAGGCCUGUAGCUCAGCGUGUUACGUCAGGAGUAUUAUUGGUGCGAGAGUGUGUGCUUACAUGUGUGUUUGUGUGAGUAAGCAGACAGUCCGAAAGUUUCACCAAAAUCCACAUCAGUUGCGUUUAUUACUAAUGUACACUCAUAAACACAAGUGCACGCAAACUGUCCUUUCACACAUACACACAGACCUAAAAGCCAGCUUCAGAUGCCAGAUUAUGACAUAUCAACUGUUGUUGGCAGAUACAAAGUCGAUGUGUGUGUGAAAACACGUAGGAGUGUUUCUGAGGGAGGCUUUCGAGACACAAACAAAACGACAGAGUGCAUUAAUGUCCAGAAUCACAGUUGAUCACACCCCAAAAACCUGCAAACAAGUGCAAUUUACUAAGUGCUAUUGUAAACGAAAAGAGAGCGAGUGUGUGUGUGUGUUUGCGUGUGCGUGUGUGUGUGUGUUCCAGUCCUAUUUCAAACUCUAAAUUAUUUUAAUACUAAGACUCGCCUUUUAAGGUAAAGGUUUCAAAUUGAGUUGAUUUAGCCCAGUCUGCGCACUAACUUUUUAAAGACGAAGUUCCACAGACUUGAAAUUACUAUAGUGUGUUUUUUUAUUAUCAAAAACCAAGGUAUUUUAGGGGUAGGAUAACGGAUUAAAAUUAUUAGAAGUAGAAUUGGGGCUUUGAGCACUUAAAUAACGGGAAGAAGAAGAUAAGAGAAGGAGGGGGGGAGAGAGGGGUUCAGCGAGAGGACGGGUUGGAAUGAAACAUUCCGCGUUCAUGCUCAUUUUUGUAUGUUUAUAAUGUCUACCCCAUUUAUUAAAAUGAAGGACAUUGUUGCAAAAAUGUCUUUUUUUAUGUACAAAAAGUCAAAUGGAUUAUAUGCAUGGUUUUCUCCUCGCCGCUGCUUGUAUUUAUUUUGCAAAGACUGCUGGCUCUACAAGGGCUCGUACACAUUUUCUGACCGGGCGUAAUCGCUUACUGUACGAUACGGCAGCAGUUUCAACAGAGUACAGAUUAUACAUAUAUAAAUAUAUAUAUAUACACAAUACAAAACUAAUAUUUUGAAGUGUUUUUAUCUGAUAGCUUUUUCAAAUCUUGUGGUACCAGUUGUGCAUUGUUUUUUGGAGAAGAAACAUGAAAAAAGGAAAAAAAGGUUUUGUUUUUCAAUGUCCCUUGAUUUUAGUUUAUAGUUUUGUUUUUUCUUUUUGGUUCACUGGAGGCUCUGUUCAGCACUUUGAAAUCAUAAAAAACCCUUCUGAC